AGGGUACAUUCAUACAUGAAGAGCAGCGUUGGGAGGAAUCCGGGGGACAGCCCAGGACACUCCAAAAUGGCGAAACGCAACAAGGAUGUAGAAGAAGAGAUUUACGACAAGGUCGUGGAUCUAACGGAAUACGCCAAGCGUCAGCGAUGGUGGAACCGCCUCUUCGGGAAGAACUCUGGGCCCGUAGCAGAGAAGUACUCUGUGGCCACACAGAUUGCAAUAGGAGGAGUGAGUGGAUGGUGCGCAGGUUAUCUCUUCCAGAAGGUUGGAAAGGUUGCUGCUACAGCUGUAGGGGGAGGUCUCCUGUUGCUGCAGAUAGCCAAUAACAGCGGCUAUAUCCAAGUGGACUGGAAGAGAGUGGAGAAGGAUGUUAACAAAGCUAAGAAGCAGUUGAAGAAGGGAACAGAUCAAGCAGUGCCGGAGUUAAACACAUUUAUGGAAAAGUCCACAGAGUUUGUGAAGAAAAACAUUGUUGUCACCAGCGGCUUCAUGGGAGGAUUCCUGCUCGGCCUAGCGUCCUAGAGUCUGUGUCCCUCUGUUGUUACGAAUAAUUAUUGAUCAUUGUUGCAGGGAUUUAUGAGGUUCUGGCAGCAAGCAGCCAGUUUGAGUUAAGCUUCCAGGUAUGUGUUCUUCUUUAACUGUACGUCCUUUUAUCUCUAAAACGGAACAACCACCUGAUAUACUGUUAGUAGGAAAUCGCUAAGGCACAUAUUGGUCUUAAUAUCAGCUUUAUGAUAUAUAGCCUGAUUAUGCUAUGUUGUAUGGAUGACGAACAUAAAGGCUUUCAAAUGUUAUUUUCUAUUUAUUUGAACCAAACUGAAUUUGUUCCAGAAGAAAAACAUGUGCACUAUUUCUUGCCAGGCACUGGGUGGCUAAUUACCUUUUAAAUUCAAUUUGACAUGCCAGAGGUUUCAAUCAAUGCCAGUGUUGUAAUUUUCAAAUCCAGGCUUAAUGAUCUUUAUACUAAAAUCAUAAAUCUUACUAUUAAGUGCUCAUGGAUGUGGGGAUUGCAUGGCCUUCUUCAAAGAUGCAAAAUAGGUGAUGUCUGCCACACUUGCAUCUUAUUUUUAUAUGUAUAUAUUUUGUUGAGCAUAAAAUUAAUGUGGAAGACUGGAUCACUUACUCUUCAAGAAAAUAAAAAUAAAUGUGUCAAAUGUG
Molecule: messenger RNA, 1158 nt
Organism: Girardinichthys multiradiatus
Lineage: Eukaryota; Metazoa; Chordata; Actinopteri; Cyprinodontiformes; Goodeidae
Gene: fundc1
Product: FUN14 domain containing 1
Exons: 6
Coding region: 16-522 (168 amino acids)
Biological process (GO): autophagy of mitochondrion
Cellular component (GO): mitochondrial outer membrane
Source: RefSeq, a predicted model, not a curated record